AUGGUUUCUUCUCAAUUAACUGCUUUAAUUGAAAACAAGUCAUUCAAAUCCUCCAAGAACUAUUUCCAAUUCCCAAAAAACCCUCCCAAUGAAACAUCAGAUACUCUUGAAUUGGACUUUUCUGAUACAUUUGGUCCUCUCCCACUACCAGCUGGCAAUUCUGAAAUUCCAAGCGAUGACCCUGUGGUCAUUUACAGCCGUUCACAUUCUUUAGUGGGUCCCACGCCAUGUGUAAGCCACUUGCUGAAUCUAAGGAAGUUAACCAUAUGUGAAACGGAUGAAUCAUUGGAGGAUUUCAGUGAUGUGAUAGAUAAAGAGAUUGAAGAAGAAGAUUCUGAAAAUGGUUGUAAGUUGGAAUGUAGUGAGGAACUUGGAGACCUUGUGAAGACAGUGGACAAUGAUCUUGCAUUAAAAAUUUACAUAAAAGCUAGAGCCACCCCCAAAGUUGUUGCAGCUUUUGCUGAAAGAAAGGAGUUUGAUAAAAUUCUGAUUUACUCCAAGCAGGUUGGGUAUUCACCUGAUUAUCUCUUCCUUCUGCAAACAAUUCUUCGAUCAGAUCCUCAGGGUGCUGUAAAUUUUGCUUUAAUGAUGUCCCAAAUGGAAGGAGGUUGUCCUGUUGAUUACAACACCAUUACAGAUCUUUUCCUUCAGAGGAACUUGAUACGAGAGGCAACAGCUUUCCUCUUGGAUGUUCUUAAACCCAAUUUACCCGAACAUGCUCACCUCCAAACCAAGGUCCUUGAAAUCAACCUUGUAACAUUCCCUAAUGUUGCUGAUGCCAUAUUAACUAAUGGGAUGUUCAGUCACUAUGAUCGCCCUCGAAUUGCUCAACUUUGUGAGAAAGCAGGUCUUUAUGUCCGGGCCCUUCAGGUUGGUUAA
This is a messenger RNA of Lactuca sativa (garden lettuce), 879 nucleotides long. Its product is annotated as clathrin heavy chain 1-like. The record is from RefSeq and is a predicted model, not a curated record. Gene Ontology annotation, molecular function: clathrin light chain binding. NCBI's taxonomy places the organism in Eukaryota, Viridiplantae, Streptophyta, Magnoliopsida, Asterales, Asteraceae. Gene Ontology annotation, biological process: receptor-mediated endocytosis; intracellular protein transport. Gene Ontology annotation, cellular component: chloroplast; plasma membrane; plasmodesma.